AUGAGGUUAUCAAAUAUAGGAAAUCCUGUAAUAUAUAACAAGUUCGUAAACUCAUUUUGCAGUACUCACAAUUUCGUCUUAGUUGAAAAGUAUGGUGGCUAAAAUACUCAUCGUCACUCUGGCUGUCUGCCUAUCCUGCGCUCUAGGCACCCCCUAUGGAUAUGGAGAAGACAGAGGAGGCUAUGGAAGAGGGGGCGGAGGCCACGGAGGAGGUGGUGAUUUUGGAGGUGGCUCAGGAGGAAGGUUAGGACAAGGAGGUUCAUCGGGAGGUGGAUUCGGACCCGGAGGAAGUUCUACUGGACAUGGUUCAGGAGGAGGCUUUGGGGCUGGACAAGGGGGAGGAGGUGGCUUUGGAGGAGGCUUUGGUCCUGGCUCAGGAGGUAGCGGAGGUCACAGGCAUGGCUCAGGAGUAGGUUGUGGUCCUGGAUUAUGUGGUAGCGGAGGACAUGGUGGUGGAUAUCCAGAAGGCAGUUUUGGUGUAGGACCAGGGAGCAGUGGAGGGCAUGGCGCUUUUGGAGGUCCUGGUGGCGAUAUAGGAUUUGGAGGAGGAUCAAGGGGCGGCGGCUACGGAGGUGGUACUGGUGGAGGCCCGGGAGGGGGUUAUGGAGGGCACGCAACUGGAUAUAGAAAACAUGGUUACUGAUUUUUGUUUAUGUUUUUUGAUCUAUUUUUGCAAUAAUAA
Molecule: messenger RNA, 682 nt
Organism: Leptinotarsa decemlineata (Colorado potato beetle)
Lineage: Eukaryota; Metazoa; Arthropoda; Insecta; Coleoptera; Chrysomelidae
Source: RefSeq, a predicted model, not a curated record